Messenger RNA from Molossus molossus (Pallas's mastiff bat), 1419 nucleotides. RefSeq names its product family with sequence similarity 151 member B (gene FAM151B). The transcript has 6 exons. The coding region runs from base 136 to 966 and encodes 276 amino acids. Lineage: Eukaryota; Metazoa; Chordata; Mammalia; Chiroptera; Molossidae. The record is from RefSeq and is a predicted model, not a curated record.
CUCAAGCUGCUUCCCAGGCCUCCCUUGGAGGCCGCUCUUCCGUCGUUUGUUGAGUCUCGUUUCCACGCCACCUGUGGCCGGUCCACCGAGGUGCCCACCGCUUAGCGCCUGCGCGGACUGCGGGCGUCCGUCACCAUGGCAACGAUAGUAGGGGGCCCUGGAUCUUGGAGUGAAAAUAUACUGCAAUAUUUUCUGAGAAAUAACCAGAUCACAAAAGAAGAUGGCGCCCAGAUCACCUGGUAUCACGCUGCUAACCACAAGGCACAAGUGAAUGAGGCUCUGAGAAGUACUGCUCACAUGAUAGAGGCUGAUGUCCUCCUCCCAAGUGAUGGAUCAGACCAUCGCCAACCCAUCAUGGCCCAUCCUCCUGAAACCACCAGUGAUAAUACUCUACAGGAAUGGCUGGCUGAAGUUAUGAAAAGCAAUAAAGGCAUCAAGCUGGAUUUCAAGAGUCUGGCAGCUGUAGAACCAGCCAUGAUGCUCUUGGAAAAUGUGAAGGGGCAUCUGAAGCGUCCUGUAUGGAUUAAUGCUGAUAUUCUUCCUGGUCCAAAUGGAAAUAGCAGAGUAGUGGAUGCAAAACCUUUUACAGACACCGUGACAUCCUUCUUUCCAGAUGUGACAUUUUCCCUGGGUUGGACAACAGGAUGGCAUCCUGAGAAAGUCAAUGAAGGGUACAGUUGGACAAUGGUGAAAGAGAUGGAAUACAUAUGUAAUCAACUAAGUCAGCCUGUAACAUUUCCAGUCCGAGCAGCAUUAGUCAAGCAGUCUUUUUCUCAGUUACUUUGGCUCUUAAAGAAAUCAAACAGGUACAGCCUGACUAUUUGGACUGGAAAAAAUGAUAACUAUUCCACAGAAGAUUUACUUUAUGUUAGAGACCAUUUUGACAAAAAACAAGUUUUCUAUGAUAUCUUGGAACCACAAAAUCAUGAAUUUAAACAAGCCAUUGGAAUCAAAGUUAAUCUCUAAGAAGAAGAUUCUUCUAAAUUAUUUCAUGUUUUGGUUUCAUAAUCCUUCUCUGCUUUUGGUCUGAACUAAUUACUAUAUAAAUUAUGAUGAUCGAGUUAUGCUCCAAUUCAUAACUCAAUCAAAAAACAUUGAGUGCUUUCUAUGUAUUAGGCGUGUCCUUAUAAUACUGUACUUACCUAAAAGAUUUGGAAAGGAGAGAUUUCAGUGGGCCUAGUCCACUAAUGUAGAAAAAUGAUAUUUUUAAAUCCUUUAUAAAAUAUAAUUUUUAUGUACUGAAGAUGACGAAAAGAAUCCAUGUAUCACAAUACAGGUAGGAAUCACAUUUUGUUGGCACUUAACAUUCCAGAGAUCCACAAAAAUGUGGCACCCUCUUCCCAUUUUCCUGGAGAACUGGUUAUUUCAGAGACUACAAAAGAGGAAGAAGGCUUCAAACAUGUUUUUAACUCUCACAGG